UGGGACCCUACCUUGGGCUGGGUUUUGGGUUCUUUCAUUGGGCCAAUGUGUCCAACAUCUGAGCACAGCGUUUCGCCGACACUCUCUUCCACGAGUCCUCUCCUCCGUCGGACAACUAAAGCAAAGUUCUUCCCCAAACCAAACUCUGAUUAAAGUUCUCUCUCUCUCUCUCUCUCUCUCUCUCUCUCUCGUUCGAGCUGAAGAAAUCUCCUCACCGAGUAGAUGAAAUUGUUGUGAGAUUUACACAAUUCAAGUUUCUGUUCAGAGUGUUUGAUUAUCUAUGAAGAUCGUUCGUAGAGACUAUAUCCCCGACGGCCCUGGUAGCGUCAAGAUGGUUCCAGAGGAGGCAGAUGACUUAUGGCUUGCUUAUAAUCUCAUAGCUACCGGCGACACUGUCCUAGCCGUUACCGUUAGGAAAGUUUUAAGACAAGCGGCCUCUGGAGGGAGAGAUGCGGAACGUGUGAAGCUAAAAUUGGAGAUCAAAGUUGAGGCUGUGGAUUAUGACAAAGAAGGGUCUGUCUUGCGUAUACGUGGAAGGAAUAUCCUAGAGAACGAACAUGUAAAGAUAGGGGCAUUCCAUACGCUUGAAAUUGAGUUGCAUCGACCUUUUGUUUUAAGAAAGGAGGUUUGGGAUUUGCUGGCAUUAGAUGUACUCCGUCAAGCCUCUGACCCUUCUGCAAGUGCUGAUCUGGCUGUGGUCUUAAUGCAAGAGGGAUUGGCACAUUUAUUCCUUAUUGGUAAAAGUGUUACAAUUACUCGUUCUCGAAUAGAAGCUUCAAUUCCUCGCAAGCAUGGGCCUGCUAUUGCUGGUUACGAUAAAGCUUUGAAUAAGUUCUUUGACAAUGUUUUAACGGCUUUCCUGAAACACAUUGACUUCAACGUUGUUCGUUGUGCUGUGAUCGCAAGUCCAGGUUUCACAAGGGAUCAGUUUCAUCGUCACUUAUUGUUGGAGGCCGAGAGGAAACAGCUGAGACCUAUUAUUGAGAACAAGUCACGCAUAAUUCUUGUGCAUACAACCUCGGGAUACAAGCAUAGCUUGAGAGAGGUUUUGGAUGCUCCAAAUGUCAUGAAUAUUAUAAAAGAUACAAAAGCAGCAGAAGAGGUUCGAGCUCUUAAGGAGUUUUUCAACAUGCUUUCUAAUGUCAGGUUCUACCCUAAGAAGUUUGUCCAAACCCUUCUUGUCACUGAUGAACUCUUCAGGAGUUGCGACAUAGCGACAAGGCAAAAAUAUGUUAAUUUGGUCAAAUCAGUCAAGGAUUCGGGGGGCACUGCUCUCAUAUUCUCGUCCAUGCAUGUCUCUGGAGAACAACUGGCGCAGCUGACCGGUAUUGCAGCAAUCCUCCGAUUUCCUUUACCGGACUUGGAAGACAUUGAGAUGUGAUAAAAGAUUUUGGGGGUAUGGAGCUAAUUACUCAUUUUUGCUCCAUCAUGUUUGUAUAUCUUAGUAUUUUUUUUUUUUUUUUUUAUAUUUAAAACAAAAUUAUGUAAGUGACGUAUUUUUUCUAAAUCUGGCAGCUUGUGGAUGAGUAUUACAGGGCUAGUUAACAUAUUAUUUAUUUGUUUAUUUUUAUUAUUAUAAUUGUUAUUUUUUUUGACGCUGAAAAUUCCAACCGUAGCAUCAAAGCCCUAGCCACCGGUGAACUCUGUUGAUUUAGUUAACAGUUUUAUCUAAUAGAAUCUGUGUAAACUAUUAUCAUUCCUGAUUUAAA
This is a messenger RNA of Camellia sinensis, 1709 nucleotides long. The record is from RefSeq and is a predicted model, not a curated record. NCBI's taxonomy places the organism in Eukaryota, Viridiplantae, Streptophyta, Magnoliopsida, Ericales, Theaceae.